UUGUGAACUGAAGUCUCGCGUGUGUGUGACGUCACAGAGCCUUUGGCGCGAUGUGCUACAAAUUUGAAAAUCCGACGACGGACACACACUGUUUGUCCACAGACGGGGCGAAAAGACAAAAACAAGUGGACAAACUUUGGUCCUCGACCGGCGACAUUGCGGCGGACGGGAAAGCGACUAUCAACAAAAUGUCGUGGGACUUUUUCCUGCCCGUUUGUGUGGGCGACCUGGUCAAGACUGGAGGAAUAAACCAAUACGUCGUGCAAGAUGUGGUCUCCCCGAAACAGCUACCGUCCUAUCUUAGCAGAUUCAAGGCAGCAUUGAGAAGCCAAGGGCCUUUGUGCAUCCUAGAACACUUUGACACAGCAUACAGUGUAUUACAGCAUACCCACUCAGUGGAUUUGAGUGUGAAGGAGGACACACUGGAAUUGCUGGUGCAAGUUGUUAACAGCCUGGCGACUUCCCUACCCGUCCUGCUCCUCUCCACCUCUGUCUCGGCGGCAGAGCGUAAGGAAAAGCUCAACGCUGUAAAGAUGAGUGUCUUCCUUCUCUGCAAAAUCACAGAGUACCUCGAAAGUGACUCCUACAGGCAGAGCAUUAUCACGACAUCUGGGAAGAGUGGUAAAAAGACCAAAACUGGCGAGCGACUUCUGCAGUGGGACAGUGAGAGGGACAGUGUUCUUCAGGCCCUCGUGCAGCUCCUCCAGUUGGAUAUCCGCUCCCUGUGGAACCUCUCUCUGGUAGAGGAAGAGUUUAUCAGCUGCGUGACCUGUUGUUGCUACAAACUACUCGAGAAUCCGACCAUCAGUCACGUCAAGAGCAAACCCACCAGAGAUGGUAUUAUCCAUUUGCUUGGAGUGCUCAUCAAGAAGUACAAUCACCUCCUUGGCGCAAGUGUGAAGGUGAUCCAGUUGCUGCAGCACUUUGAGCAGUUGUCAUCCGUCUUUGCGCAAGCUGUGUGCGUGUGGAGUACAGAAUAUGGAAUGAGAGCAAUCAUAGGAGAAGUAAUAAGGGAGAUUGGCCAAAAGUCAAGCGAAGAGCUUGCCAGAGAGGGGUCAGGGGUCAAAGCAUUUGCUGCUUUCCUCUCUGAACUUGGUGCUUUGUUACCAGAAUUACUGAUCCCCAACAUUAGUGUGCUUAUUACCCACCUGGAAGGAGAGAGCCACACAAUGCGCGUGGCCGUGUGUGAGGUACUGGGAGAGAUCCUGGUGCAUGUCCUGUGCGGAGACAAGCUGGACGAGUCCGGAAAGGCUGACCGGGACCGCUUCUUUGACACGCUGCAGGAGCAUCUGCACGACACGCACUCCCAUGUCAGAGCGCGCGUAUUGCAAGUGUACACGCGUAUUGUCAACAGCAAAGCAUUGCCGCUUUGUCGCUACAGUGAGGUGAUGAGUCUUGCUGUUGGGCGCCUGAUGGACAAAUCCAUCAAUGCUGUGAAGAGUGCCAUCCAGCUGCUGGCAGCCUUCAUAGCACACAACCCCUACAGCUGCAAGUUGAGCAGCGCCGAUCUGAAAAAACCUUUGGAGAAAGAGAUGGCUAAACUCAAAGAGAUUAAAGAUAAACUGAUGGAGAAGACACCAGUGCCUGUCAUUAAAGCGUCAGAGCUGUGGGAUGCCAUGGAACCUGAGUUGCACGUCACUGUCCUGUCUGAGCUGGACCUGUUAGGUGAUGCCGAGAGGAAGAAACCUCAAGACGAUGAUGAUGAUGAGAAUGUGGUGGAUGACGACAGGGCCACAGCAGUGAUGAUAGCUCAAUACCUGCGGGUAAACAAGUACAGGAAUGCGGUGCGUCUUUGUGUAAAAGCCCAAAGUUGCUUCCCCAAAUCGGAGAUGUUUGCUGCCUUGUCUACUCUCACUCCAGAGACUCUAAUGAACACGCUGGCUCUGCUCUUCAAAGGGUCUGAUAAGGAUUCUUCUGAGCCCAGCCACAGCUUGCCUCCCACUCCACAGAAGGAGGGCGAUCAAGAGGCAGACGAUGCAGAGCUGAAGAAGCAGGAGAUGUUGGUGCAGUACCUGAGAGAUACAGAAACAUUCGCCCUUCAAGUGGAGAGGGCCAUCUCUGUCAUCAACUCCAUGCUCUACUGGAAAACCACUUCAGUGGUUCAGGAAGCCGUGCAGUUUUGCGUUGCGGUGUGCGAGUUCAGUGUUGCCAACUCUCUCAGCGGAGUAAGGAAGAUGUUGCCAUUGGUUUGGUCGACUGACGCUGCCAUCAAAGAUGCUGUUGUCCAGGCCUACAGGCGCCUCUAUCUCAACCCCCAAGGAGAGACCACCAGGAUGAAAGCUCAGACUCUUGUGGAUAGUCUUUCUGAACUGAUGGUGGAUGCAUCUCUGGGAACAAUUCAGUGUCUUGAGGAAAUUGUGCAGGAGUUUUUCGGCAGUGGCAGCAGUUUGGAGUCGACCGUUGUGCAGGUUUUAUGGGAAAGGUUUACUGGUAAAACUGAAACCUCUGCUCUGUGCAGGCGAUCUGCAGUGCUUCUGCUAGGCAUGGCUACACGGGCUGAAAGGGAGGUGGUCCUCAGUAAUUUGGACACUCUUUGUUCUGUGGCUUUGGGGGAAAAAGUGACUGAGGACUUUCUUUUGGCAAGGGACACCAUUAUCACCAUCUGCAACAUAACCGACCACAUUAGGCAAUCCAGAGUUGCACCGUUCAGACUGCCUCAGGAACAUCAGCUCUUCACCUGCCUCACACAUGCAAUUGCUGAAGGUGCCAUGAUGGAGGACACUCACUGGCAGAGCUUCAUGGAGCAAGCCGUCCGCCUCAUUUACUUUCUGGCUGAAUGCCCCGACCAGCUGUGCUCUCGGCUGCUCCAGCGCACCACCCGACUUCUUUUAGAUCAAGUUGCAGAAGGCCAAGAGGUCAACAAGGAUGGCGAUCAAAUACAAUAUGAUGAAGAGUCUGGUGAACAAGGUGAGUACUCCUAUGUCUUAUCACCGGCUUGUUUUUUGCGGCCUUACCAUGUGUUCUCUCCCGCAGUGAACUGUGUGUGUCUGGCUCAGCUGCUGGCCCUGUGCGGUUCUGUGGCCUUCUGGCAGGUGUCUCACCUUGAGCGUAGUGUAAGCAGUGAGCUGCGAAGGCGCAGAGGAGAGACUGAGGAGAGGGAGGAAAAGGAAAAGGGCCCAUCCAGCAAAGUUAAGCAAACAGCCAAUGACAGCACAAUGGAGGAGGAUCUGGGCUUAGUCGGCGCCUCUGCAGAAGACACAGAGGCCGAGCUCAUCCGCAAGAUCUGUGAGACGGAAUUACUGGCUGAGGAGAACCUCUUGUGUGCGUUUCUUCCCUUGCUAGUGAAAGUCUGCAGCUCCCCUGGACGCUAUUCCCACCCACAGCUCACCACUGCUGCUUGUUUGGCCCUGUCACAGUACAUGAUGAUCAGUCCGUCCGUUUGCGAGGAGCAUUCCCGGCUAAUGUUUACAGUACUGGAGCGCUCUGCUCUUCCUGUCGUCAGGGCCAAUGCCAUCAUUGCCCUGGGAGAUCUCACUGUCCGCUUCCCUAACAUUUUAGAGCCCUGGACACAGAAUUUAUAUGCAAGGCUCAGUGACGAGGUUCCCUCAGUGAGGCAGACAGCCGUGACGGUGCUGACACAAUUGGUGCUUAAGGAUGUUCUUAAGGUCAAGGGUCAAGUCAGUGAAGUGGCCGUGCUGCUAAUUGACCCUGAGCCUCACAUUGCCAGCCUAGCCCUCAACUUCUUCAAUGAGCUGGCCACCAAGGAUAAUGCAAUUUACAACCUGCUUCCGGACAUAAUCAGUCGUCUAUCCGACCCUGAGAGAGGCAUGAGCUCUGAGGACUUCAACACCAUCAUGAAGCAGCUCUUCUCCUACAUCACCAAAGAAAGGCAGACCGAGUCUCUGGUGGAGAAACUUUGUCAUCGCUUCAGGACUGCCAGGACGGAGCGUCAGUGGUGUGACUUAGCCAUCUCUCUGUCACUGCUGUCCAUGUGUGAGCGUGGCUUCAAGAGGUUGCAGGAGUGCUGGGAGUGUUACAGUGACAAGCUGACUGAGCCCGGCGUUUACCAGCCCCUGCUCGCCAUCACUGCCAAGCUGCGACGCGGUGCCAAGCUCCAAUUCAAGAGCCAAGUAGAGGAGUUCGAGAAGCGGCUGACUGCGGUCCACACACGCGGCUUGGAAAAUGUGGAAAGUCCUGAUAUGAAUGAAGAGGACCAAAAAGAGGGAGAAUCUUCUGAUAAGACACUAAUGCGGAAGUCUAAGAGAGGUAAAUCAAAGCAGUCAGUUUGCAGCCGCGAUGACAGUUUUGUGACUCCUCGAAAAACUCGCAAGUCAAAGAAACCUGCUAUUACUUUCUCCAGUGAUGAGGAGGAGGACGAAGAGGAUGCUGUGUUGACGGAGAGCGAGACCCCUAAAGUCACCACGCCAAUUUCCCGCACAUCUCGCCGAUCUCGCCUCAGAAACUGAUUUUCCUUUUUUUGUUUUUUAAUACUGUCUCUUUUAAAAAUCCUUUUAUUGUUCAACAUUUUUCAUAUUUUACUUGUUUGUUUUUAGAUAACCUUGUAUAUUUUUUAAACUGUGAUUUUUGCUUAGCAAGCACUGAUUAAUCAUGUGUAGAGAAGUUGGAGUCAGGACAUAAUUGUAAUAAACCCGCGCCAGGUGUGGUUGGUUCAAAACUCCCGA
Entelurus aequoreus (snake pipefish) is the source of this 4622-nucleotide messenger RNA. RefSeq names its product non-SMC condensin I complex, subunit D2 (gene ncapd2). The transcript is spliced from 31 exons. Gene Ontology annotation, molecular function: histone binding. NCBI's taxonomy places the organism in Eukaryota, Metazoa, Chordata, Actinopteri, Syngnathiformes, Syngnathidae. Gene Ontology annotation, cellular component: condensed chromosome, centromeric region; nucleus. Bases 51 to 4406 code for a protein of 1451 amino acids. The record is from RefSeq and is a predicted model, not a curated record. Gene Ontology annotation, biological process: mitotic cell cycle; meiotic chromosome condensation; mitotic chromosome condensation.